UUUCUCCAUUAAUUCCAUUUAAACUCGGAGGAGAUCGAGAGAGCGCCGUUGCAGACAGGAAUCUUCAUCCUUUGAUUCAAAAGCUUCAGCCGGUACACAUGGCAGCGGCGAUGAAGAAGCUGGUGGCAGUUUUCACGGCGGCAUUUAUUGCGACCACGGUUGCCGGAGCUCAGACGCAUCAUGUCGUCGGCGGAGACCGGGGAUGGGACGUCGAUUCCAACGUCGGUUCUUGGUCGGCCGGAAGGAAAUUCAGAGUCGGAGACAAAAUAUGUAAGAUCCAUUCGUUUCUUAACUGUUUUUUCCCCUGGGGGGGGGGGGGGCNGGGUAAGAUAGUGGAGCUGCAAAGCAAGAAGGAAUACGAAGCGUGCGAUGUAAGCAACUUCAUCAGGAUGUACACUGACGGCAUAGAUAUCGUGCCGUUAAACGGAGAGGGAAUCCGCUACUUCGCGAGUAGCAAACCAGAAAGCUGCAAAAAGGGCCUGAAACUGCACGUACAAGUGGAAGCCCAAGCCCAAGACCAAGACCAAGACCAAGCCCAACACAAGGCCCAAAUGAAAACGACAGGAGUUGAAACAACGAACGACGUGUCGGACAGUGAUUCUGCGGCAGCUCCGCCCACUCCUUCCGCCUCUUCUCCGCCCUUAACUGCCAUGUCUUAUCUCACUCUCACCUUUUUGCCCUUCACCCUUUACUUAUCUUAUUGGAUCAUAUGAAACAUUUUUUUUCCUUUCUAAUGUGAUCUUAUAAUAAAGUUAAUUAGAUUAAGAAUAAGUACAUUAUGAU
Cucurbita pepo subsp. pepo (vegetable marrow) is the source of this 783-nucleotide messenger RNA. The record is from RefSeq and is a predicted model, not a curated record. Lineage: Eukaryota; Viridiplantae; Streptophyta; Magnoliopsida; Cucurbitales; Cucurbitaceae.